Molecule: messenger RNA, 4684 nt
Organism: Monopterus albus (swamp eel)
Lineage: Eukaryota; Metazoa; Chordata; Actinopteri; Synbranchiformes; Synbranchidae
Product: leucine-rich repeat transmembrane protein FLRT2
Exons: 2
Coding region: 1593-3608 (671 amino acids)
Molecular function (GO): protein binding
Source: RefSeq, a predicted model, not a curated record
ACUGGGCAUAGAAUGGCCAUCUUUUGGUAUGUAACCACACAAGAGGAACAAAAGUCAAAACCCUUAAUACCACUCCUGCCAAGAUAUUUCGGAUUUUUCUGUAGACCCAUUUUUCUAGCAAAUUAGACUUAUAUCCCUGUCACAAAAUUGUUUUGAAGCCAAGACACUGUCUUAGAAGAGUCGCAAAUUUUUAUUUAGUACCUUUCAGCUAUAAUUACAUUGUCCAUUGUAACAGCUUUGUGUUUAAUCAAAAAUGGCAGACCAUUCUGGUGGUUUGUGGGACUGGGUUGGGGAAGCAUGUGUCGGAGCCCAUAGUGAGACCUGCUGUCUUGUAAUUACCAUGUGUACCUUCCGUGCGUUCAUGCUGUUAGCUCUGAACACAAGCAUAUGAAAAGUGAUGAUGGGCAUGAGGAAGGAAAUGAACAGGGGACUGACUAGUGGGGACGGCUGGAAAAUGUCAGUGUUGUGUUGCCAAACGCUUCCUUCCUAUUUUUCUCUUUUCCAGAGCUCCCCAAGCUAAACUCAGUAUUUAAUUCUAGUGGGCCAAAAAGUACUUUAGGUUUUAAUACGGUCUAAACACAUAUAAACGUACACCUUCGCUGAGAGAGAGAGAGAGAUAGACAGAGAGAGAGAGAGAGACAGAGAGAGACAGACAGAGAGAGAGAGAGAGAGAGAGAGAGCUGGCAACAAUUGAGCGCCGGGCUCCAGCAGGGACCAAGCAGCUUCUGAAACUGUUUACCCAGACUAUGGACUUCAUAUCCCGGUUGGCUGUGUGGAGUGGGGCGGCGGAGCUCUAACUCUCCUCUCAUCUCUGCUUCAUGUCCCCUUUUCCUCGAGUGAAGGCAGCGGAGGAACUUCAUCGGCGGCUCCCGAGCUGCGCGGCCGGCCGGGAGUCUCGGGCUGUCGCGGUGUGUUUGAGGAGGAGAGGGGGGAAGAUGUGGAGCACACAGCUGAUAAGUCUUUCUGGCUGCUUCAAUCAAAACCUCGGACUUUCAGCAUAAUGUCCCGAUUCUCCAUCACUGGUGAGGAGCGAGGAGCGGGCGCAGCGAGCAGGAUGCGGACUUUGUGCCCGGUCUGAGCGCAGCGCUGUGCACAGAGACGAACAGACAAGCUGGACGUGCAGCACCAGGGUCUUUCUGCUUUCCUCGAGGUUUCUGGGUCCAAAUGUCAAGUCCAAGAGAAGCUUUAUCAUUCUGGAACCAGCAGUGUGUGACAUGAAAGGGAGAGGAAAAAAGGAAGACGGUAGCCCGUCAGUAUGUUGCACAUGGCUCUGGCAGUGUUGAGUGUUGUGAAGAGAGCUCUACCCGGUGGUACAAGAGGAGAGAGGAGGGUGAAAAUGUGAUGAAUUUUACUAGUGUCUCCCGGCUUGAUUAUGGACAGUGGCUGGUGAAGGAAUCAUACUGUUUAAUGAGACCGUUGCUUUCGUGUUAUCAAGGGAUUACUCAAGACCUUCUUCAGCACCAGGCAGACACAGUGGUGUUAUUAAGUCAACAGUCAAAAUCUAAUGAGUGUUCUAUUGGAAUUUUGAAAUCCUAAUUGCUCAUCAUUUUUUCCAAUGAUUUGGUUUUGAUAUUUUUUUCUGAUUGGUUGAAAUGGAGAUACAGUGGCGUUUGUGGAAUAAGGACUGGGCCUCCUUCAUAACGCCAUGGAUACCAAUACUAUUAGGCCUUCACCUUCAGUUCUCCCAGGCUUCUGGCUGUCCUGAGGAGUGCCGCUGUGAUCGUACCUUUAUUUACUGCAACGAGCGAAGCCUGACCUCAGUGCCUCUAGGAAUUGGUGAGGGUUAUAAGACCCUCUACCUCCACAACAACCAAAUCAAUAACGCUGGAUUUCCCUUGGAGCUCCACCAUGUGGCUUCUGUGGAAACUGUGUUUCUUUAUGGUAACCAGCUGGAUGAAUUCCCCAUUAACCUGCCCAAAAAUGUGAGGGUUCUCCAUCUGCAAGAGAACAACAUUCAGACCAUCUCCAGAGCAGCUCUAGCUCAGCUUCUUUGGCUGGAGGAGCUGCAUUUGGAUGAUAACUCUAUUUCCACAGUAGGGGUGGAGGAAGGGGCCUUUCGUGAGGCAGUGAGCCUGAAGAUGCUCUUUCUUACCAAAAACCACCUGAGCAGUGUGCCUAUUGGUCUUCCAGAUGAUCUAAAAGAGCUGCGACUGGAUGAGAACCGUAUUGCGGUUAUCGCAGAAGAAGCAUUUAGGAAUGUCACCCGACUAGAGCGCCUCCUGUUGGAUGGAAACUUGUUGACAGAUGAAGGGAUUGCACCAGGUACCUUUCAGGACCUGGUCACCCUGAGGGAGCUGUCCCUAGCCCGGAACUCUCUCACAUACCCUCCCCCAUUCCUCCCAGGGGAGGUGCUUGUCAAGUUAAACUUUCAGGAAAAUCAAAUAAACCAGAUCCCUGUCAGGGCAUUUGCAGGGCUUCAAAAGUUGCAGAAGCUUGAUAUUUCAAACAAUCAGUUGCAGUCAUUGACGGAGGGGGUCUUUGAUGGACUCAUCAGCCUGAGACAGCUCACUGUUCGGAACAACCUUUGGCUGUGCGACUGCACUAUCAAAUGGGUGGUGUCAUGGCUUAAGUCUUUGCCAGCCUCCCUCAAUGUACGCGGGUUCAUGUGCCAUAAACCUGAAAAGUUCCGGGGCAUGGUGAUCAGGGAGCUGAGUGCUGAGCUGGUCCAAUGCCCACAGAGCACAGUGACAGCACCCCUGUCCACCUCAGCAGCUAACUCUGCUCUGGUCCCAUCUUUGUCAUCUUCCACAGGCUCCCCUUUAGUCACUCAGUAUGUUACCUCCUCCACCAGGCAGCCCUUCCCUACAAUGCCCACACUCUACCCUAUCUAUACAACCAGAGAAGGAGGGUUGAGGACUAAGCAACCUCUGGAUCCCCGGAGGGAGACCCUGCAGGUCACAUUUGCCAUACUGAAUGACUCAGCUAUUCACAUCAGGUGGGUCUCCACCUUACCAGUCACCGCCUACAAGGUGACCUGGGCCAGGAUGGACCCCAGUCUGAUGGGGGACACUGUCAGGGAGAGGAUGGUGGGUGGGGAUCACCGAGGGAUCCGACUGGCUGACCUUGAGCCAAAAUCUACCUAUCGGAUCUGUGUCAUUCCCUUGGAUGCAUUCAAUAAUUACCGGCCCAAGGACGAUACUGUGUGCACUGAAGCUGUGACGACACCAGCCUUGUUCAGCCCUGAUAAAAACAAAGGACCAUCAGGGCCCGAGCAAGCCACACAACAAGAACCUAGCUCACCUUUCUUGCUGGCAGGGUUGAUCGGUGGGGCCGUGAUUGUGGUGCUGGUUGUUUUCCUCAGCAUCUUUUGCUGGCACAUGCACAAGAAGAGCUCCACGUUCUCCACCAAGUGGAAAUACAACCGGGGUCGGAGAAAAGAUGACUAUUGCGAGGCAGGCACCAAGAAAGAUAAUUCCAUCCUGGAAAUGACUGAGACCAGCUUCCAUAUAGUUUCACUCAACAAUGAGCAGCUUCUCAAGGGAGAGUUCCGCAUUCAACCUAUUUACACCCCUAAUGGGGGCAUUGGCUUCCGAGACUGCCCCCUGGGGAACAAUAGCACAGUCUACUACAAGAAUAAUGUUCAGGAUGCAGACUUGGGUUGCACAUGAUAAAUUUGGAGAGCAUCAGGAGCAUUUUUACUACCCACUACCCACAAUUUACUGGACACUGUACAGUGUUAAUAUUAUUUGAAACCCAUGUGUCUUCAAGAAAUGUAAUUUGUACAACUGGCUGGAUGAUGUCUUUUAUAUAACAAUACUGGAAUUAUAAGUUAUUGGUUUCUGGUUAUUGUUUUUGCUUUUAUUUCUAAGUAUUAAGACUGGGUUUCAUUUUGAUUUUCAGUAACAAUGAAUGAUUUUGAAGUAACUGUAUACUGUAACCAUAGUAGAUGCAGAAUUCACACUCUCCUCCAGUGCAUCACAGGAGUCCUGAAACCAGCUGGAGAAAUUCUGUAUGAGAAAAGUAGAAAAGAGACAGACACAAAUCAGUCACAAUCACCAGUAGAGGGCAUAGUUUUCUGGAAACCAUAUAGUCAACCGUCACACUUUACCUGUGACUGAUUUUAAUCAAGUCAUCACUGUAAUGCGGCACAUUUCUUUAACUGCACUCUAUAGAGAUGCAAAUUAUUAGAUUCUUGCUCUAAGAAAAUGACAGAUUUUUAUGCAAAUGGAAUUUCUCUCUGCUUCAAAAGGAAAUUUAAAGGUCACACCCAUUAAACAUUCACAGAAAGUGGCAGGCCAUAGUGCUUUCACCUGCUUUUUCGGUUUAAUACAUUAUCACAAUUAAGGGGUCGUGUUAGUAGUACUAGCUGUGUUCAGUGGUGGGUGUCAGAGUGAGCAGCAAAAAAGCAUUUCUGCCAUCACCUGUACGUUUAACCCAUUAAGACCAACUGUUUCUUUUUUGCUCAGCAAAAAUAAUGUUAUGGUUAAACAGUAUGUGUGUGCCUUGAAGUUAUCAGCUUACAGUGUCUUUUGAAUCCAUGUUUUUGCACAAAAUGUGUACUGUAUAUCCAUUCAGUUGAACUGUUGUUGAGGAGACUUCUUGCUCUUGAUUAUUUAUUUACCUCAGUACACAUUUAAUUAAAAACGUAUCUCCAAAAAUGAACUUAUUCCUCAUGAUCUGUCCUAGAAUGCUCGCCGACUCAAGCUGUUAUGCACUACUCAUGUAAGGAGAGCUCAGUGGGUUU